Molecule: messenger RNA, 1167 nt
Organism: Dovyalis caffra
Lineage: Eukaryota; Viridiplantae; Streptophyta; Magnoliopsida; Malpighiales; Salicaceae
Source: the annotation of a GenBank genome assembly
AUGUUUUCAUUAAGCAACAAUGGCAAUGACCCCAUCUCCUAUAGUGACCAACAGGCUUAUAAAAUGCCCUUUUUCAAUGACAUCAUUUCCAAUUCCAAACAAGAUGUGCCUCCUCCUUCAUCUUUCUGCCACUUGCCCUCUCCUUUGUUCACUUAUGAUCAGCUAGAAUUAGAAGACCGUUCCAUUUUUCUCCAACAAAACUACGACCUCUUACUUCACCAGCAACCGUUGAGAGAUACAGCAACUAGUACUACCCUAUCUCAGAGUACUGUUGUAUAUAACAUGGCGGAUUCCAACAAAGAUGACGAUAUUAAUCAGCUAAUAACCGAAAUCUGCAACAGGCAAUCCAACAACAGCACUGAUCAGAUCCCAAGAAAGAGAUCUUCUAAGAGAGAUCGUCACAGCAAGAUUAACACGGCUCAAGGACCAAGGGAUCGGAGAAUGAGAUUGUCACUAAAGGUUGCCAGAGAGUUCUUUGAUCUGCAAGACAAGUUACGCUUUGACAAAGCUAGCAAGACUGUGGAAUGGUUACUCACUCAGGCAAAAACUGAAAUCAAGAAACUAUCUAGUGGCGUCUCCCUCAUGAAUGAUAGCUGCAGUGUUGGCACCAAGAGUGCAUCUUCUACUUCUGAGUGUGAAGUGCUGUCCGAAAUCGAUAUUGGCGCCACCAAUAAAGGAAGGAGUGUUUCUAAGGGUAAAUCCUCACUGUUUGUCAAGAAAGAGAGAAGGACAACUAGUGGUGCAUUACGUAAAACUGCAUUCAGCCCUUUUGCUAAAGAAUCAAGGGAGAAGGCAAGGGCAAGAGCAAGGGAGAGAACGAAAGAAAAGUUGGGGAGUCUUAGAAUCGACGAAUUGAAGCCUUGUCAUGAAGUCGAAGCAAAAAACAAUGAAUUGAAUCAAUUCGCUGGUUGUUGGAGUCCAUUCGACACAGGUGAUCAAGAAUCUGGUACUCACAAUAUCAAUCCUUCCUUAGAAGCCCAACUGGCUGAAGUUGAAGUUCCAAUCUAUCAGGAGCAAGAGGAAUUAGUUACUACCGAGGGCAUGAUUGAUGAAAUUGUGGUGAAUAUGGGCAAGUGGAGUCCUCCCUUUCCCAAUGAUCAUCUGCACUGCAAUGGAAUCCCUCAAGAGGUAAGCUCCAAAGAGAAGUUUCUUCAUUUUCCAAGAUAA